AUGGCCCUAUUGAGGAAACUGAACCGGGUUCUCAUGACACUGCUGAUUCUGGUGGUGUACGUCGUCCUGUACAGCAAAGUUCACAAAGCCCAGCCCCCAUCCGCAGAGGCGGAGGCAAAGGUUGAGGGUGAGACGGAAACGGUGGCGGAGGACGAAAUCCUGGUGGUCAUCUGUGCCUCCAAGGAGCGAAUGGGAGGAGCCAUGACAACCAUCAACAGCGUGCGCAGCAACACCGAGGCCAACGUCAUCUUCUACAUCGUCACCCUGCACGACGCCAUCACGUAUGCAAGACAAUACAUAGAGAAAUCCGAUCUGAAGGACAUCAAGUUUAAGAUCCUGGAGUUUAACCCUUUGGUUCUGAAAGGAAAGGUGAAAUCUGAUUCCACCCGACCCGAGCUGAUGCACCCACUUAACUUUGUUCGCUUCUAUCUGCCACUACUCGUUCUCAACCACAAGAAAGUCAUCUAUUUGGACGAUGAUGUCAUCGUGCAAGGAGACAUUCAGGAUCUGUAUAACAUCAAGCUGGAGCCAGGCCAUGCUGCUGCCUUCGCCACUGACUGCGACCUGCCUUCAGAGGUGGUGCGCAGUAUGGGCAUGCAGACAACAUACAUGGGCUACCUGGACUACCGGAAGCUGAAAGUGAGGAAGCUGGGGUUCAACCCCACCGAAUGCUCCUUCAAUCCUGGGGUCAUUGUGGCUGACAUCGAUGCUUGGAAACGGCAGAAGGUCACCAAACAGCUGGAGACGUGGAUGCAGGAUAACUUUAAGGACAAUCUGUACACCAAUGGCAUGGCAGGAGGUGUGGCCACCCCACCCAUGCUGCUCACCUUCUACCAGAAGUACACGGACAUCGACCCGCAGUGGCACGUCGGACAUCUGGGAUGGAGCCCUGACACCUGGUAUUCCGAGUCCUUCCUACAGGGCGCCAGCUUGCUGCAUUGGAAUGGCCGCUUCAAGCCCUGGGACUUCCCUUGUGUGCACAAAGAGCUAUGGGAAAGGUGGUACGUCCCGGACCCCACUGGAAAGUUCUCAUUGGUACGGCCCGACAGCUGA
This is a messenger RNA of Megalops cyprinoides (Indo-Pacific tarpon), 1053 nucleotides long. Its product is annotated as glycosyltransferase 8 domain-containing protein 2-like. Bases 1 to 1053 code for a protein of 350 amino acids. The transcript is spliced from 9 exons. Gene Ontology annotation, molecular function: glycosyltransferase activity. Gene Ontology annotation, cellular component: Golgi apparatus. The record is from RefSeq and is a predicted model, not a curated record. Lineage: Eukaryota; Metazoa; Chordata; Actinopteri; Elopiformes; Megalopidae.